Molecule: messenger RNA, 3606 nt
Organism: Raphanus sativus (radish)
Lineage: Eukaryota; Viridiplantae; Streptophyta; Magnoliopsida; Brassicales; Brassicaceae
Product: DNA mismatch repair protein MSH7
Biological process (GO): mismatch repair
Cellular component (GO): nucleus; MutSalpha complex
Molecular function (GO): ATP binding; mismatched DNA binding; ATP-dependent DNA damage sensor activity
Source: RefSeq, a predicted model, not a curated record
AAGUAAAUUUUUGGCGCUAAUCUUUCCCCCCAACUCUCGAUUUCGCUGAGCUCAAAAACACCCUUUCACUCUCAUCUUCUCCCAAUCUACACUCGAAAAAUGCAGCGCCAGAAAUCGAUUCUGUCUUUCUUCCAGAAACCGUCGCCGGCGACUCAGGGUCCAGUUUCUGGCGAUCCUACUCGCGGCGGAGGAGGUUUACGAUCUACCGCGAAGGUUAACAGCGACGCUUCGGUACGCUCUGUGGAGCGAAAUGUGCCGAAACCUGUGGAAGAUGAUGACGUUAGAGGAGUGGAUACUCCGCCGGAGAAAGUUCCUCGUCGCGUCUUGCCGUCUAACUUCAAGGCGGCGGCUGAAUCCGCCGGUGGUGGUGGUGGUGCUUCGUCUCUCUUCUCCAGUAUCAUGCAUAAGUUUGUGAAAGUCGAUGUUCCUCCUGAACGUUCUGGAGAGAGGAACGUUGCUGCUCCGCUUCGUGAUUCAUCUGUAUCUGUGAUGCCUGAGAGUGUUUUUCCUGAACGUCGUUUGAAUAAUGCUCAACCUCAAGAUAGAGACCGUAUUUCUAGCUUCACUGGGAGAGAUAAUCUAAGAUCAGUAGAAGAUGAGGAUGUUCUUGGCCCAGAUACACCAGGGACGCGUCCAAGUGUUCCUCGUUUGAAGCGAGUUCUGGAGGAUGGGAUGGGUUUUACUGAGAAUAAGGUCUCUCUAUUUGAUUCUAACAAAAGGAUGAAACUGUUUGAGGAUCGAAUCUGUGGAGAGAAAAAACAAGUAAACGAAGGGACCAAGUUCGAAUGGCUUGAGCCUUCUCGGAUCAGGGAUGCUAAUAGAAGGCGGCCUGAUGAUCCCCUUUACGAUAGGAAGACCCUCUACAUACCAACUGACGUUUUCAAAAAAAUGUCUGCGUCGCAGAAGCAGUAUUGGAGUGUCAAGAGUGAGUAUAUGGAUGUUGUGCUUUUCUUUAAAGUGGGGAAAUUUUAUGAGCUGUAUGAGGUAGAUGCAGAAUUAGGUCACAAGGAGCUUGACUGGAAGAUGACCAUGAGCGGUGUGGGAAAAUGCAGACAGGUUGGUAUCUCUGAAAGUGGGAUAGAUGAUGCAGUGCAAAAGCUAUUAGCUCGUGGAUAUAAAGUUGGAAGAAUCGAGCAGUUAGAAACAUCUGACCAGACAAAAGCCAGAGGUUCAAAUACUAUAAUACCGAGGAAGCUAGUUCAAGUGUUAACCCCAUCAACAGCAAGCGAGGGUAACCUAGGGCUUGAUCCCGUCCAUCUACUUGCUAUAAAAGAGGUCAAAAUGGAGCUAGAAAAGUGUUCAACUGUAUAUGGAUUUGCUUUCGUUGACUGUGCUGCCUUGAGAUUUUGGGUUGGGUCCAUCAGUGAUGAUGCUUCAUGCGCUGCUCUUGGAGCUUUAUUGAUGCAGGUUUCUCCAAAAGAAGUGAUAUAUGACAGUAAAGGGCUAUCAAGAGAGACCCAACAGGCUCUAAGGAAAUAUACAUUGACAGGGUCUACGGCGGUACAAUUGAAUCCACUACCACAACAAAUGGGGGAUGCAGAUGCUUGUGGAGUGAGAAAUAUGAUAGAAUCCAGUGGAUACUUCAGAGGUUCUUCUGAAUCGUGGAAAUCUGCUGUUGAUGGUCUAACUGAAUCUGGAAUUGCUCUUAGUGCUCUUGGAGAGCUAGUCAAUCAUCUUUCUAGGCUAAAGCUAGAAGAUGUACUUAAGAAUGGGGAUAUUCAUCCCUACAAAGUUUACAGCGGUUGUCUAAGAAUUGAUGGCCAGACGAUGGUAAAUCUGGAGAUAUUCAACAAUAGCUGUGAUGGUGGUCAUUCAGGGACCUUGUACAAAUUUCUUGAUAACUGUGUUAGUCCGACUGGUAAGCGGCUGUUAAGAAAUUGGAUCUGCCAUCCCCUCAAAGAUAUAGAAAGUAUCAAUAAAAGACUCGAUGUGGUCGAAGAAUUCACGGCAAACUCAGAAAUUAUGCAAAUCACUGGCCAGUAUCUCCAUAAACUUCCAGACUUAGAAAGGCUGCUCGGACGCAUUAAGUCUACCGUUCAGUCAUCAGCCUAUCUUUUGCCUGCUCUCCUUGGGAAAAAAGUGCUGAAACAACGAGUUAAAUCAUUUGGGCAACUUGUGAAAGGGUUCAGAAGUGGAAUUGAUCUUUUGUUGGCUGUACAGAAGGAACCGAAUAUGAUUAGACUGCUUUGUAAGCUCUGUAAACUUCCUAUAUUAGUGGGAAAAAGCGGGCUUGAGUUAUUCCUUUCUCAAUUCGAAGCAGCCAUAGAUAGUGACUUUCCAGAUUAUCAGAACCAUGAUGUGACAGAGGAUAAUGCGGAAACUCUCACAAUACUCAUUGAUCUAUUUAUAGAAAAAGCCAAAGAGUGGUCUGAGGUCAUUCACACCAUUAGCUGCCUCGAUGUCCUGAGAUCCUUUGCAAUCUCUGCAAGUCUCUCUGCUGGAAGCAUGGCCAGGCCUGUUAUAUUCCCUGAAUCGAAAAGUACAAUUCAGAAUCAGGAAACAAAUGGGCCAAUACUUAAAAUCCAAGGGCUGUGGCAUCCAUUUGCAGUUGCAGCUGAUGGUCAACUUCCUGUUCCAAAUGAUCUACUCCUUGGCGAGGCUAGAAGCAGCAGUGUUCAUCCUCGGUCGUUGUUACUAACAGGACCAAACAUGGGUGGAAAAUCAACUCUUCUUCGUGCAACAUGUCUUGCUGUUAUCUUUGCUCAGCUUGGUUGUUACGUGCCUUGUGAGACAUGUGAACUCUCUCUCGUAGAUACUAUCUUCACAAGGCUUGGCGCAUCUGAUAGAAUCAUGACAGGAGAGAGCACCUUCUUGGUAGAAUGCACUGAGGCGGCGUCAGUUCUUCAAAACGCAACUCAGGAUUCACUAGUAAUCCUUGACGAACUGGGCAGAGGAACUAGUACUUUCGAUGGCUACGCCAUUGCAUAUUCUGUUUUCCGUCACAUGGUAGAGAGAGUCAAGUGCAGGAUGCUUGCAACGCAUUACCAUCCUCUCACCAAGGAGUUCUCGGCCCACCCGCGGGUCACCUUGAAACACAUGGCUUGCGCAUUCAAAUCAAGAUCCGACCAAGAACCAGGUGGCUGCGAAGACUUAGUUUUCUUGUACCGGCUAGCUGGGGGAGCUUGUCCUGAGAGCUAUGGGCUUCAAGUAGCACUCAUGGCGGGAAUACCAAAGCAAGUGGUUGAGACAGCAUCGGUGGCGGCUCAAGCCAUGAAGAGAUCGAUUGGAGAAAACUUCAAGUCAAGUGAGCUAAGGUCUGAGUUCUCAAGUCUGCACGAAGAAUGGCUCAAGACAUUGGUGGGUAUCUCUCAAGUCGUCGACAACGACAAGGCCAUGUUUGAGGAGGAGGAUGUCUCUGACAUGUUAAUUUGCUUAUGGCAUGAGAUCAGAUCUUCUUGCUCUGUUGCCAAGUAAAGGCGAUGAGAUAAUUCUCUCUUUUUUUUGUUGCUUCUCUGAUGCUUAGCCUUCUGGAAAAUGGUUAUAUCAAAUUUAUUUCCUCGGUCCGGUUUUUCUGUGAGCAAACCAGACAGGACCGAACUGAUGGAAGUACAUUUAAUACUAUGGUGUACAAAUUUCAGAAAAUUAAGGUCAUUGAGAACUGAAAAA